AUUGCUCAGUCGUGGAUUGCUGAAGUUGAACACACAGUGUUUCGGUAGAACUAAAGUUUAACAAGUGAAUCGUAAUCAUAUUCGCAUAUUUUCGAUUGUAAUUGUGCAUUUCAAUCAAAACAAACAACGAAAAGAAAUCUCAGUGUGCCUGUGAAAGUUUAAGUGAACAAUAUAGUACAUAAUAAAUAGAGUUUAAUUGCUAAAAGACUGCAAGAUAACAAGUUUUUGUGACGAUUUGAGUGGUUUCAAAUUGACUUUGACGUCACUAGAGGCGACCAAUCGCUUGGCGCCGAGGAUUAUGUAGUAAAUGCGUAUUCAGAUGUUUAUAAUUUUAUAAACAACUGCUGCUGGAAUCAGAUGUUGAAUGGGGACCACGUGAGCUACAAUUAUGCUUUUAAAAUGUACCGCCGAUGGAAGACGCAUCAAAGUCAACGGGGCACCGAUCAGCCAGGGCAAUGUGGCGAGAGGCAUGAAAAUGACAAUGUCCACAUCAGCCACGAUGAGCGCCCGCGUGCACAGGAAGGUCAUGCGCGCGCCGCAUAAGCGAGCCCACCCCGGCAAAAUGCUCCACGCCGGCAAGUUGGUCCAUCCCGGGAAAAACGCUCACCUUGGCAAGUUCGGCAAGAUGGGCCACUACACGCACACACACGUCCGCCCCCCGGACACCUGCGAGAACAGCAACGACAGCGGUCUCGGCCCGGACCCCGUCACCAGAUUGUCCGACGCGGCCGACGAGUGGGAGACGGCUCGCGCGCCGGGCGCCAAGCGUCGGCGCGAGGCCGACGACGUAAAGCGUGAGUGCGACGACGCCAACGACGCGUACACAUUCGCGCCGCCCGCGCCCCCGCCCGCCGCGCCCGCCGCACUCCCCCUCCCCGCAAUCAGAGCGGGCUGCAGCAUAUCUAGUCCAAGUAUAACGGAGACGCCGGGCAAGCGGCUCCAAGACCCCGCGUACAGAUCCUGCGGGAAGUUCGGCAACAGUGGGAAACUGGCCAACAAGUACGCGGCGGGGGGUAAACUGGGCGGCAAGUUGGGUGGGAAGCUGGGCGGCAAGUAUGGAGGGAAACUUGCGCAGGCGCUGGCGAGGCGAAGGGCACUGGCGGCCAUGACACACCCUGGCCCGCCGGGACUUUCGGCGCCACUGUCCUACAAGUCCAGAGAUGGCGCCGUUGAGCUGCAGAUCCUGUGCCAGCCGGAAACGCAGCACAGAGCAAGAUACCAGACAGAAGGCAGUCGUGGAGCAGUCAAAGACAACUCAGGGAACGGGUUUCCGGUUGUCAAACUAGUUGGUUAUGACAAACCUGCUGUAUUACAGGUGUUCAUAGGCACAGACACGGGUCGCGUGGCGCCACAUAUGUUUUACCAGGCGUGCCGCGUCUCCGGCAAGAACUCCACCCCCUGCAAGGAGCGGAAGGAGGACGGUACCGUGGUCAUCGAGAUAGACCUGGAACCAGGCAAGAACUGGCAGGUCACCUGCGACUGCGUCGGCAUACUCAAGGAACGCAACGUGGACGUAGAGCACCGCUUCGGCGAAACCCUGGGCGGCUCCGCGCACGCCACUCGCGGCAAGAAGAAGUCCACGCGCUGCCGCAUGGUGUUCCGCACGGAGAUAAUGGACGCCAGUGGCCAGCCGGAGACGCUACAGGUCUGCUCCACGCAGAUCAUAUGCACACAACCGCCCGGCGUGCCGGAAGUGUGUCGGAAGUCGUUGGUGUCGUGCCCCGCCACGGGGGGCUUGGAGCUGUACCUGUUGGGCAAGAAUUUCCUCAAGGAGACCAGGGUGGUGUUCCGGUUGCAGCAGGACGGUGGCAAAUGGGAGGAGGAAGUCGCCCCGGAUAAGGAGUUCUUACAGCAAACGCACCUGGUGUGCUGCGUGCCGCCAUACCAGCGCGCCGAUAUCACAGAGGCGGUGUGCGUGCAGCUGUUCGUGCGGUCGGGCGGCAAGGCCUCUGAGCCGCACCUGUUCUACUACACGCCCGGCGCCGCGCCCGGCCCGCUACACUGCACCACGCACCCUGCGCACGCGCACCACACAGGUGAUGAGCGAACCCUGCCCGUGUGCUGGGGCGUGGGCGGCAUGGGCACCCUCAUGCCACCGCCACAGACUUCUACCAGACGGCCCUCCAUUAUCGUUCCCGAUCCUCACUCGCCACUCGGACUUAAAAGUGAGGUGGCGGAUGAAUCGAGUCAGCACUCGCUGAUCGAGGGCGCGGAGGGCUGCGGCGAAGACAAGCCGCUGGCGGACGACCUCCGCGUCAUGGACCUGCGACUCAAAUCGGAGGCCAUCUCCAGGGAUGCACAGCAGGUGGGACUGGUGGGCGGCUACGACGCCAUGAAGCUGUCGCCCGGCACGCCGGCGCAAAGCGAGUCGCCGUCGCCGCUGGCGUCCUUCACGCAGACGCUGCAGGCCAUCCAGAACCAGGUGCAGACCGACAAGAUGGUGGAGUCGGUGACCGCCGCCAUCUUCAACAGCGACCCCGCGGCGCAGAUGUACGCGGAGCCGCCCAUGAGCCCGCUGGACCCCAUGCGCCUCAUGGCGGCCAAGGCCAUGGACGCCGACAUGAAGGCGCUGAGCCCGCAGCGCCUGCUGGCCUACGAGCCGCCGGCCGACAGCUUCAACCCCUUCGGCGCCAUGACCAAGAUGGAGGCGGCGCACAUCUCGCAGCGCCUGGCGCGCCAGAGCGCUCACAUGGAGGCGCUGGUGGAGGACGCCAUGAAGGCCACGGCCGCCAUGCUGCCCGCCGACGCCGCCAAGCUGGACGCGCUGGUCAACUCGCGCGCCGAGGACCACCUGUCGGGCUCCGGCUCGCCGCUGCCCAGCCCCGCCGCCGCGCCGCCGCCCGACGAGCUGCUCAUGCUGCCCGACAUGCCGUCGGCCGUCAAGACGCCGCCCGCCGCCGUCAAGUCCAUGAUCCUCAACGCGGCGGCCGAGAUCCUCACGUCCGACUCCACCAUGAACGCGCUGGUCACGUCGGCCAUCAACACGGCCAACAUCCUGUCCACCGAGAGCGGCGGCGGCUGCGGGCUGGCCGACGCGUCGCCGCCCGCCGAGCCGGCCGCCAUGUCGCAGGCCGUGUCGGCGGCCGUGACGCAGGCCGUGUCGCAGGCCGUGUCGCACGCCGUGUCGCAGGCCGUGUCGCAGGAGAUGGCGGCGCCGGUGCAGGGCCUGACGGGCAUGAGCGACCAGGACCUGCUGUCCUACAUCAACCCCAGCACCUUCGACCAGGUGUAAGGGGCGGCCGCACUGAUGCAUUUCUAGCGAGUACCGGGCUCAAAGCAGUUUUGAUAUAACUUAUUAAUAGGUGUCACUAGUGUAGUACAGAGGACGAUACACACUGGGGCCAGGGCGGGAGUAUUCCGGCGCAGAAAUGGCCAAUAAUGAAUCUGUGUAGUAACGAUUGGAUGACUUAAAAAAUGGCAUUGAAAUCUUAACUAAAAAUCAUCGCUUAGCUAACAAUACCACACAAAUCAAAUUGUCAUAGUUCUUAGGAGAUAAAACAGCUCUCUUAUUAUCGUAUCCAGCCAGUAAUUGCAUGACAAAUCUGUCUAUAAUUUUUAAAAUAAAGGUUUUAUAGCAAUAUGGAUGUGCUUAUAACCGAUAUAAUUUUUUGCAUAAUAAGGUUAGAGUGUUUUUGUGCGUCCUGAGAACUUUGGUUAUUUCAAUUGCGCGGUAUUGUUUGACAAGCGACGAAACAUAAACUUGUGAUGCUAAAUUUGAAGCUCUUCUGCUCUUAACUUGACCUUUUAUAUUUUGAGUUAACAAGAUCUUUCAACAAAUUGCAUUCAGUGUUAUAUUAAAUUUACUCGCGGCCUUGAAUAGGAUGAUAUUGUGUUUCAACCAAAUCUAAAUAAAAUUUCUCCCUGAUCCACUGCCGCCCCGACUCCCGUGUGCCUAGUGCUUAAGCCAAUAUAAUCUCUAUGUGUGCCCGCAUAUGUUUGUCUUUACGUUGCGGUGCCCGAUAAGGUUCCAAGAAGUGGUCAAGUGCCGAAAUAUUUUUUCUGUCUCACAUUAACUGUGAAAUUUUGCGUCUGAACUUAUGAUACAGUUAUAAUGGAAUUUCAGGGUCCAAGUCUUAAAGUAGAACUAUCGAUUAUCAUAGUAAAAAGGUAGGAAGAUUUCGGUACACCCCAAAAUGAAUAGUUGAAGAGUUCACCACAGAAAAUCGUGAUUGUCGGGCACCCGUAACAUUAUGUAGUGACGAGUGGGUCAAUUCAUACAUGUGACAGUAUUACAGGGCAAAUGAUAAAAGGAAUUUAUACGGCGAACGCUGCAAACCACCAGCGGAUUUUUCUUAUAUGUCGAUUGACCUAGACACGAAACAAGAUUCAAAUUUUUACGCUAUAAAAUGAAAUACAAUUAUUUAAUUAACUGAAGUAGUGCAAAUCAAUUUGAAAUUAAUAUUUUUUUUAUAACCAGACGAGUAGUUAACAAAAAGAACACUAAAAUCAUGAUUUAUAAAGGCUAUGUUUUAAUUAAACGAUAUUUUUUUAAUCUAGCAUUAAAUAUUUUUAUCAU
Molecule: messenger RNA, 4516 nt
Organism: Pararge aegeria (speckled wood butterfly)
Lineage: Eukaryota; Metazoa; Arthropoda; Insecta; Lepidoptera; Nymphalidae
Gene: NFAT
Exons: 13
Coding region: 389-3232 (947 amino acids)
Biological process (GO): regulation of transcription by RNA polymerase II
Cellular component (GO): transcription regulator complex
Molecular function (GO): RNA polymerase II cis-regulatory region sequence-specific DNA binding; DNA-binding transcription factor activity, RNA polymerase II-specific; transcription factor binding
Source: RefSeq, a predicted model, not a curated record